AUGAAACUCUCGAUAGUCCAGGCCGCCAUCGGCUCGGCCUCCGUAAUUCUCUCCGCCCACCCAGCUUCCGCCAACCUCGGCCACAGACACGCACACAUUGAAUAUGCCAGGAGACAUGGGCACGGGCAUGGGCACGAGCACCGCCAGGCCGACGAGAUCAUCAGCGCGCCCAAGGUCGCCGCGAGGAAAGCCUCAUGCUCGCUACCGGAUGACCCCGACCUGGUGCACGUCCCGGGAGACGUCAACAAUGGGUUCGCCAUGAGUCCGGAUGAGCCAUGCGAGGAUGGGAAGUGGUGCCCGAUCGCCUGCAGGCCGGGCAAGGUGAUGGCGCAGUGGAAGCCGGACACAGUACAGGUCUAUCCUGAAUCGAUGUAUGGCGGCGUCUAUUGCAACGGUGGGAAGAUUGAGAAGCCAUUCGAUGGCCCUUACUGCGUGGACGGCACAGGCGCGGUCAAGGCUGUGAAUAAGGCGGGAAAGAUUGUGUCCUUCUGCCAGACCGUGCUGCCGGGCAACGAGGCCAUGAUCAUCCCGACCGACGUCACAGACUCAGCGACCCUGGCUGUUCCGGGGCCGGACUACUGGCAGGGCACUUCGGCACACUACUACGUUAAUGCGCCUGGGAUAUCUGCUGCGGUCGGUUGCAUCUGGGGGUCGGUGACCAAGGCGCUCGGCAACUGGACGCCCUUCGUCGCUGGAGCCAACACCAUGGCCAACGGAGACACCUUCGUCAAGAUUGCCUGGAACCCCGAAUAUCUCAAAGUGCCCCUAGCCAAAAUCACCCCGACCUACGGUAUCAAGAUCGAGUGCCCCGACGGCGGCUGCAACGGCCUGCCCUGCGCCAUCGACCCAUCCAAAGGCGGCGUCGGCAGCCUCGAAAGCCCCGUCAGCGCCACCAGCGUCGGAGGCGACUCCUUCUGCGUCGUGACCGUAUCCAAGGGCAAGACCGCCAACAUCGUCGUCUUCAACACCGACGGAUCGCAAGGCGGCGGCGACGACGAAAGCGACAGCGACGACGACGAGCCGGAGCCGACCUCGAAAGCGCCCGAACCCCCCAAGACCACGAUCCGCCCCAAGCCGACCAGCACGCGGGUACGCACGACGCCGGCCCCGUCCCCCUCGCCGUCCAAGAAGACGACCCCGUCCUCCGCGGAGCCCACCUCGUCCGAGGCCUGGUACGGCGGCAUCUUCCAGGAGCAGGACGUGCAGGGCGACACGUCCUUCUACACGACCCCCAGCCCCACGGCCCAGCCCGUGCGCACCCCGACCCCCGACGCCGUGAAGCCGGCCGCGCCCACCUCGAGCAACGAGGGCGUUGCCGCCACCGAGGGCGGGUCUGCCAUUGCCGGCCUGGUGGUUGCCCUCGUGGCGGCCGCCGCGCUGUUCUAG
Chaetomium globosum CBS 148.51 is the source of this 1386-nucleotide messenger RNA. RefSeq lists its product as uncharacterized. The record is from RefSeq and is a predicted model, not a curated record. Lineage: Eukaryota; Fungi; Ascomycota; Sordariomycetes; Sordariales; Chaetomiaceae. The coding region runs from base 1 to 1386 and encodes 461 amino acids. The transcript is spliced from 3 exons.